Messenger RNA from Bactrocera dorsalis (oriental fruit fly), 1965 nucleotides. RefSeq names its product protein atonal. The coding region runs from base 593 to 1687 and encodes 364 amino acids. NCBI's taxonomy places the organism in Eukaryota, Metazoa, Arthropoda, Insecta, Diptera, Tephritidae. Gene Ontology annotation, molecular function: protein dimerization activity. The transcript has a single exon. The record is from RefSeq and is a predicted model, not a curated record.
UCCACCACAGCGUCAGAGCGCAGUGCAGCGCCUCAUUGGCCGUGGGAAGUUAUGUGAGAGCACGUGCUGUUGAUUUUCGCUUAAGUUGUUUUGUUGCCACAUUAAGUGUUGUUACUAUAAAUUGUUCGUAGUGGUUGGUGUAAUUUCAAAUUCCAAUACAUAUACACACAUUAUGGACAUGGACUCCAGCAACAGCAAAGGCAACAGCAACAGCUGACACAUUCGAAACCUUACAAACGCAGCCCAAUCCAAAGGCUCCACAAAGGUCUCAGCAAACAAGUCAACACACAUACAUACAUAUCUACACAAAAAAAUGGAGUACACCAACAACACGACGAACGUUGCAACAAAGUUAAAGCGACCGGCUGUGUGCCACCACCGAAUGUGAGAGAGCCUGCUCACUAAGAUUUACCUGUCGUCUACCUGCCGACCGAACUGUGGUGAAUUGCUUGCAUGGCAAGGAAGUCGGUAUAAAUACCACCACCAGGAGACUGUCGAAGGCAUACGCAUACAGGACGUGAACGUGUAGACAAUUAGUCACUAGUUAACUGUAGAAUACUUUGAGAUUUUUUGAGCAUUCGUAAUACAUUCAAUGAAAAUUGAAGACAACAUGUCGUCCAGUGAAAUAUAUCGUUACUAUUAUAAAACCUCUGAGGAUUUGCAGGCAUUCAAAUCGAAUGCGAACGAGAUGUUCUUCAAUCCGAUGGCGGCGUAUAAUCCGCCACCGCUGGUGAGCGCCAAUCAGCAUCAUCAUCUUCUGGAGCAGCAACAACAACAGUACAAUUGUGCGCCCAACAACAAUUUCUUGCCCACCAACGGUUUCAUCACUUUCGAGCAGGCAUCCUCCGACGGCUGGAUUACUUCAUCACCGGCGAGUCAUCGCUCCGAAAGCCCAGAAUAUGUGGAUCUCAAUAGCAUUUACGCUAAUGGCGCGCAUAGCGGCGCUCAUCCAUUGCACGCGACUGUCACACAAUUCGGUUUACAUUUGGAGUCGCCACCAGCGCCGACUACACAAUUAACUGGCUUGCCAGAGACCCCAACAGCGUCAAAUAGCACAAAACCGAAUGCGUCCAAAGCGCAAAACACCGGUGCCACAACAAAAGCGAAACGUUCUUACACGCGCCGCACACCAAAAGCAGCACCAGCUCCAACCGCUUCACCUUCAUUACCGCCAAUUACCAGUGAUGCGAUCGUUUCCAUUGCGACUAAUGCUGCCGCCGCGAUUAGCGCCAAUCCGCACGUAGUUACCAAUACGCCUUACACACACGACUUCCAAAGUUUCGAUUUUGAUCAAGCUGCUGCUUUAUUUGAUGGUGACAGCGUCGACGACGAAGAUAUGGACGAUCAUAUGUUGCUCUUUGGCGGCGAUGACGACUUCGAGGCCGCCGAUGGUUCCUUCGAACUAGCUGAUCAAUCUGCCGGCAUGCAAACUAAGGAUGAUACCGCAGCGUCUACACCACCCGGCGCUAAGAAGCGUCGUGGCAAGCAAAUCUCACCGGUGGUCAAGCGUAAGCGUCGUUUAGCGGCCAAUGCGCGUGAACGUCGCCGCAUGCAGAAUCUGAAUCAGGCUUUCGAUCGACUCCGCCAAUAUCUCCCAUGUCUGGGCAAUGAUCGGCAGCUCUCCAAGCAUGAGACACUGCAGAUGGCUCAAACUUAUAUUGCGGCAUUGGGCGAUUUAUUGCGCUAAGCUGAAAGGAAGGCGCUGGUUCGAGGCGUGGCCGUAACAGUAUUUCUUCGUUGUUGUUGUGAGAUACAAAUGACUGAGUUAGACAAUACAAAUGUAAAUAUGUAGUUGAAGUUUCCUUAGUUCUAAGCUUGUAUAUGUUGCUGUAUAUUUAUAUAGCGUUAGUUAGGUUUGAUAGAAAAAAUAUUUGUAAAAUUUAAAAAUAAGAAAUAGCCAAAUAUUGUACAUAAGAAACCGGAAGACAAAGAUAUGCCUAAGUUUAGUUAAAAAAAUAAAAUAAU